AUGGCACUGACGGCCCUGUGGACCUCAUUUCUCAAAUCCAUCACAUCUUUCAACGGCGACUUGUCUUCGUUGACAGCGCCUCCUUUCAUCUUAUCCCCCACAUCCUUGGUCGAAUAUUCCCAGUACUGGGGUGAGCACCCUGACCUCUUGUUGGAGCCCAAUUUCAUCAGAGAUGACACUUCCAAAGAGGCAGAGAAGGCAAUGGCCGUCAAGAGAAUGAUUGCCGUUACCAAAUGGUUUAUCUCGACCUUGCGUUCGCAGUACUGCUCCAGAAACGAGAGCAUGGGCACCGAGAAGAAGCCCUUGAACCCAUUCUUGGGUGAGGUAUUUGUGGGGUCAUGGAAGGAUGAGCUGGCAGAGCAGAAGUUCGGCGAUACAGUGCUUUUGUCGGAGCAGGUGUCACACCACCCUCCUGUCACGGGAUACGCUAUCAACAACGAGAAGAACAAUAUUCUAUUGCAGGGCUACAACGGCAUUCGUGCCACCAUCAGCACCGCCUCAAUUAGCGUCAAGCAGUACGGCCACGCCAUCUUGGAAUACAAGGACCUCAACGAGACAUACUUAAUCACUUUGCCACCAUUGCACAUCGAAGGUCUCAUCACCGCUGCUCCUUUCGUUGAAUUGGAAGGCACUUCAUACAUUCAAAGCUCCAACGGCUACAUUGCCGUCAUUGAGUACUCUGGCCGUGGUUACUUUAGCGGUAAGAAGAACACCUACAAGGCCCGCAUCUACUCAGACAGGCUUGCCAGCUCCGACAAGGAGAACGCUUUAAUUACCAUCAGCGGCCAGUGGUCGGGUAAGUCAUACAUUGCCAAGGGCAGCGAGAGGCCUUCGAGCAAGGGCGAGUUGUUCUACGAUGCCUUGGCCAAGAAGCCAGAGCAGUUGACCGUCAAGCCUCUAGAGGAGCAGCAUGACUUGGAGCUGAGAAAGGCAUGGAAAAAGGUCGCAGACGCUAUUCGUAAGAGCGACUACGACUUGAUUCAGCAGGAGAAGUCGCUUAUCGAGAACGAGCAACGAGAGUUGAGAAAGCAGGAGGCCGAGUCUGGCAUCAAAUGGGAGACCCGCUGGUUCGACUGCGUGGACCUCAAGGACGGUGCCGCUGGAGACGAUCCGUUGUUGAGUCUUGGAAAUGUUGCUAAUCUCUCGGUGGACAAUGUGCCAUCGGGCACGCUCCGGGGGUCCAAGAAGGAGAACGGCGAGGCCAAGCACUGGCGCGUUAAUUUGGACAAGUGGAAGAAGGAUGAAGAGAUACGAAUCUAG
This is a messenger RNA of Candidozyma duobushaemuli, 1260 nucleotides long. RefSeq names its product oxysterol-binding protein. Bases 1 to 1260 code for a protein of 419 amino acids. Gene Ontology annotation, cellular component: cytosol; membrane; intracellular membrane-bounded organelle. Gene Ontology annotation, biological process: piecemeal microautophagy of the nucleus; maintenance of cell polarity; exocytosis. NCBI's taxonomy places the organism in Eukaryota, Fungi, Ascomycota, Pichiomycetes, Serinales, Metschnikowiaceae. Gene Ontology annotation, molecular function: oxysterol binding. The transcript has a single exon. The record is from RefSeq and is a predicted model, not a curated record.